Molecule: messenger RNA, 1799 nt
Organism: Haemorhous mexicanus (house finch)
Lineage: Eukaryota; Metazoa; Chordata; Aves; Passeriformes; Fringillidae
Gene: RNF11
Product: ring finger protein 11
Exons: 3
Coding region: 281-745 (154 amino acids)
Source: RefSeq, a predicted model, not a curated record
GCAGAACCGCGCCGGGCAGCCGCGGGCGGGCAGACCUGCCGGAGCCCGCUGCCCCACGGGGGGUGGGAGGCCCGUCCUGCCGCCCCCCCGGCUCGGGGUCGGGGCGGCUGUGGAGCGGAGCGGGAGGCGGCCGGGCUGCAGCUGCUAAGCCGCUUAGGGCCGGGGCUGGCAUGAGCCUCCCCGGCGGGGCGGCUGCGGGCUGCGCGCUGCGGCGGGGAGGCUGAGGGCGCGGAUCCGGAGUGGGAGGAGGCGGAGGGGGGGCCGCGCUCCCCCCGGGAAGAUGGGGAACUGCCUCAAGUCCCCCACCUCGGAUGACAUCUCGCUGCUCCACGAGUCCCAGUCGGACAGAGCUAGCUACGGAGACGGGGCUGAGCCGGAUCAGGAGCCGCCGCCGCCAUAUCAGGAGCAGGUGCCCGUUCCCGUGUACCACCCCACGCCGAGCCAGACUCGCCUGGCCACGCAGCUGACGGAGGAGGAGCAGAUCCGGAUCGCGCAGCGCAUCGGCCUCAUCCAGCACCUGCCCAAGGGCGUCUACGACCCCGGCAGAGACGGCUCCGAGAAGAAGAUCCGAGAAUGUGUCAUUUGUAUGAUGGACUUUGUUUAUGGGGACCCUAUCCGAUUUCUGCCGUGCAUGCACAUUUACCACCUGGACUGUAUAGAUGACUGGUUGAUGAGAUCCUUUACCUGUCCAUCCUGCAUGGAGCCAGUGGAUGCAGCACUGCUUUCAUCAUAUGAGACUAACUGAGCCAGGGUUUCUCUACUGAACCUUCGAGGAGACCAUCCACUUCAAUGGGUUUGAUCCUUUUGUCAUUCAGCCCAAAGAGCCAGGAAUUAGGAAUUAAGAUCAUGCACAAAGUAUACAUUUCCUAAUAAAUAAAUAAAUAAAGAAAUAUUUCUGAAUGGCUGCAAAUAUUGGAAAACAUAGUAUUUUAGAGACUAUAGAAAAGUAGGUUGUUAUUUUUAAUGUAAAGCCUUGACCCACCAUUGUCUUUUAAUGUUUGUUCUUACACCCAUAUAUAGGAAUUGUGUAAAGUGUUACAGCAACUGUAAAUGUUUAAACUGCGUGUAUCCAAUUUUAUUAGCAGCAAGAUAAGAGUAUUUUUUUCCUAAAUAAAGUAACCAGUUUUGUUCUGAUUCUUUUCACAAGUCCUGGCAUUUGGGUCAAGGCUUUAUUGAAAUCUACAUUUUAUAACACUGGCACAAAGAAAUAGUUUUAAGCUUGUUUGCACAGUUCUUUUUCUUUUUCUUUUUUUUUUUUUCCAUUGGAGAUGGAAUUCAUUGCCUUAGGUCUUUUUAAUAGUGUAUUGUUAUUGUUGGGCUGGCUCUAUGCUUGAAAACCAGUUUAUUUAUAACCUGUUAAAAGUGCUAUAUUUUGUUUGCAGUUAGGAAUAUGCAGACUUCAAAGUGAUCUCCUAGCUUAUAAGCAAACUGAGAUGCAUUAUCCCUUUUCUACAAGUGAUGCAGAUUAUGAAGAUAGGACACAAGUCCUGCAGUGAAACUCUGGUUUCGUGGGGUUUUUUUAUAACUUCCUUCGGUUUUGAUGAAAUAACAGUCCUUAAACUUUAAUAUGUGACCUUUAACUUGAUCAGAUUGGAAGUGGGCCAGAUGAACAAUAAAUAGUUAAGCUGCCAUAACUGAAAAAAAAAAAAAUUGGAACUAAUCUAGUGUUAGCAUUGAUCACUUAUUCUAUUUUUUUCUCCCUAAAAUGGUUGUCUUGGAUAAUAGCAAAUGGAUACUGCAUCUCUUGUUCUUGUAGUUCUUAGGUUAUCAGAAGUUAAGAAUAAACAUACUGUAUCUCA